Fonsecaea monophora is the source of this 1131-nucleotide messenger RNA. Its product is annotated as eukaryotic translation initiation factor 6. The record is from RefSeq and is a predicted model, not a curated record. Gene Ontology annotation, biological process: maturation of 5.8S rRNA; assembly of large subunit precursor of preribosome; cytosolic ribosome assembly. Gene Ontology annotation, molecular function: ribosomal large subunit binding. NCBI's taxonomy places the organism in Eukaryota, Fungi, Ascomycota, Eurotiomycetes, Chaetothyriales, Herpotrichiellaceae. The transcript is spliced from 4 exons. Bases 1 to 1131 code for a protein of 376 amino acids. Gene Ontology annotation, cellular component: preribosome, large subunit precursor; nucleolus; cytosol.
AUGCAUUUGUCAAUUGGCGGUGGUAUGGGCAUGAGCUUUGUCGGACUCUCGUAUAUUCUUCUCGCCGGUCUCGGGCUGUUGGGGCUUGUCGCUGCACGUUCCGAUGUGGUUCACCAUUGUCCACCCCGUAUGUCGGACCGGCCAGUUGUCAAAUGGAUCAGUCAACCAGCCGAGGCAGUCUUGACCAGCCACUUCCUCGACAAUCCGCAGGACACGGGUGUGGCCAUGAUGUGCACGCGCGACCCUUCUGCGUCGACACCGCUGGUCACGCAGCUCGAGAAUGCUUGGGAGCAGGACGAGGGCAAGACGUAUUUCGACGUCAGUAACAUCGCAGGGGCGCCUUUUGUCAACGAGGGCUUCGAGAUGGACGUCGACGACCCGGAAGAUCCCAGUCUCAGUCUUUUCGAAAACUCCAAUGAAGUGGGCGUCUUCGCCAACCUCACCAACAGUUACUGUCUUGUCGCGGUUGGGGCUUCUGAGAACUUCUACUCCAUCUUCGAGUCCGAACUCGCUGAUCUCAUCCCCAUCGCCCACUGCACCAUCGCCGGCACCCGCAUCGUUGGCCGCUUGACUUCAGGCAACAAGAAUGGUCUCCUAGUCCCCACGUCCACCACCGACCAGGAAUUACAACACAUCCGCAAUACUCUGCCAGAUAGUGUCAAGGUUGAAAGGAUAGAGGAGAGAUUAUCGGCGCUGGGCAAUGUCGUGUGUUGCAAUGACCACGUUGCCCUCGUCCAUCCGGACCUCGAACGAGAAACCGAAGAAAUCAUCGCAGACACCCUGGGCGUCGAAGUCUUCCGCCAAACCAUCGCCGGCAACGUGUUGACCGGCUCCUACAUGUCCCUCUCAAACCAAGGCGGCAUCGUCCACCCGAAAACAAGUAUUCAAGAUCAAGACGAGCUGAGUUCGUUACUACAAGUGCCGCUAGUUGCGGGCAGUGUCAACCGAGGCAGCCCCGUCGUUGGUGCCGGCAUGGUUGUCAACGACUGGUUGGCCGUGACGGGAAUGGACACCACGGCUACAGAACUGAGCGUCAUCGAGAGUGUCUUCAGACUGGGCGAAGGCGGCCCCGGUGGACUGGAUGCCAGGAUGAAGGCCAACAAGGAGAGCAUUGUCGAGAGCUUCUAUUGA